Molecule: messenger RNA, 620 nt
Organism: Pisolithus orientalis
Lineage: Eukaryota; Fungi; Basidiomycota; Agaricomycetes; Boletales; Pisolithaceae
Exons: 9
Coding region: 259-528 (89 amino acids)
Source: RefSeq, a predicted model, not a curated record
CUGCCCUUGCCAAUAUCGCCGACGGGUUGGCCAUGUGAUACAUGAUUGCAGGCAUAGAUCCCGGGGCCCUCGUGAUCAACUGCAGCUCCGGUUCAGCCGUUCCUGCUUCCUGGGCGUUGAAGUGACCAGUUGAGCGGCUACUCACCGGGCCCCGUCGCUGUGCUGCCAGCCGGGAAGCCCGAACUGGCGCUGUUGUGGAAUAUAAAUAUCGCCAGUUGCGGAACAUAUUUAGGCGUGGAUGUCUGAGCAGGAACGCUCAUGAUCAACACCCCGUCUGCCGCUUAUUAUUGCGAGCCAUUGCUCAUUACAUGGGCAGGAGGCGUAGGACCCUUCUCCUUGGUAUAUCUUAUCGCGGGAACUACCCCGAUCCCCGGCCAUGAGUGGUUUGCAACAGGGCUUACUGGCGAUUCGUACGAUUGGACUGUUUCCGUCUCUUAUUACACCCCCAUUGCCCUAGUAGUUCAAGACAGUACGGGUGCAGUUGCUGAGUCCGGAACUUUCUAUGUGGAUUACGGAACUUGUUCUUAAGCAACGCGAACAGUCAUACCUGAAUAAAUAUUUUAUUCAGAUGGAAGCUCCGCAGCGACAUUCGUUUCAAUUCUCAGAAUGUCAUCUACGUG